Messenger RNA from Schistocerca nitens (vagrant locust), 1538 nucleotides. RefSeq names its product putative nuclease HARBI1. NCBI's taxonomy places the organism in Eukaryota, Metazoa, Arthropoda, Insecta, Orthoptera, Acrididae. The transcript has a single exon. The record is from RefSeq and is a predicted model, not a curated record. The coding region runs from base 71 to 1204 and encodes 377 amino acids.
UUAUAUUUAACCGGGGCUCUUUCCCGGUUUUCUCGACAUAACCACGGUUUUAGAAGCAUACGCUAUUAAGAUGGCGGCGCGUUUUGAUGUUAUGGAUGGCAUUGAGGAAGAUUUGUUAUACCUUGACGAUUUAAAUCGUGACCGAAAUCGUGUUGGAGUGAUUGUGGAAAGGGGAAACCCUUUUGAAGAUUAUGGUGACAGGAAGUUUGAAGAGAGAUUUCGUCUGUCAAAAGAAACAGUGUGGUGGUUAUUAAAUCAAAUUAAUGAUAGGUUAGAAUUUCCUACUGAUCGGAAUAACCCUGUUUCUCCGAUAAACAGACUUUUGAUUACUUUAAGGGCAUAUGCAACAGGUGCAUUCAACAUUCUUAUUGGGGACAACAGUAAUAUACAUCGUACAACAGCACAACGAAUCAUCAGUGAUGUAUCAGACAUCAUAGCAUCACUGUCUCCUCGCUUUAUAAAAUUUCCAACAAGAGAAGAAGUGCGCUCUGUGAUGUAUGGUUUUAGUCAAUUGGACCGAUUUCCUGGCGUUCUUGGUACCUUGGAUUGUACCCAUAUAAGAAUUCAGUCUCCUGAAGGACAUAAUGCUGAACUUUUCCGCAAUAGGAAAUCAUAUUUUUCCUUUAACUGUCAAACCAUUAGUGAUCACAAUUUGUUAGUAAGAGACAUUGUCGCUCGAUGGCCGGGCUCUGUGCACGACAGUACCAUAUUUCUUAACUGCGCCCGCAGAGCUCAAUUUGAAAACGGAGAAAUACCACAAGGUCACUUAUUGGGAGAUAGUGGUUAUGCAUGUAAAUCCUACUUGUUAACUCCACUUCUAAAUCCGCAAAAUGAAGCAGAGCAUCGGUAUAACAGGUCUCAUAUUAAAACUAGAAACACUGUUGAGAGAAAAUACGGCAUGUGGAAGAGAAGAUUUCCCAUAUUAUCUGUAGGAAUAAGAUGUAAUCCACAGGAAGCAAUGUCAAUCAUUGUGGGUACAGCUGUCUUGCGUAAUAUUGCGAGGAGUACAAGCAGUGAUGAACCACCAGAAGAUCCUGAAAUUUCUCGACUUUUAAAUCAGUUACGUGAUGAGAGAGGCCCCAACAUUGAAGACAACGAAGAAGUGCUACCUGGACAGCAGAUGUAUCGUGAUGAUACAUUACCUGGAAGAGCAGUUCGCCGUGCUAUAAUUAAUGAACAUUUCCGAUGUAAUGAAAAAUUAUGAUUAUAGUUAUGGGAUUUCGCCGUAUUUUCAAUUUUUCAGAUUAUUUCAGCAUGUAAUCUAUUUUGUUUCUGCUGUCUAGCGAACAUAAAAGUACUCACUGAACUGGGUGUGUGAUGCGAAAUUUGAGGUUUUGUUGUGCCAGGGACAGGAUGUGCUGCCUACAGACAAUUACCCAACUGCUACUUUUCUGAGAUAUUUUUUUAGUGUGGAACUGUUGCUAAUUCAUUAUUAAAGAUAUAUUUCUUGCAUCACAUUGGUUGUGAAAGCAAUGCAGUACUCUGUUAUUUAUAUACACGUUCAGUUUUUGGGUAAGUGCUUAAAUUUGAGAACAAAU